This is a messenger RNA of Chara braunii, 1129 nucleotides long. The record is from the annotation of a GenBank genome assembly. Lineage: Eukaryota; Viridiplantae; Streptophyta; Charophyceae; Charales; Characeae.
CGAUUUCCAAGAUCUGCGCCCAAAGAAGAGGAAGUCAGGAAAGAAUCAGAAAAAGAAAAGACCUCGACGCAUAGCAAAUGGAAAAUGAAGAGGAAUCAGACCGUACUCUUCUGGAAAAGGAAGCAACAGUGGUGGUAGCCCAAACAGAGAAAUUGAAGAAAUUGAACGAGGAAUACCUGAAUUCGUCACUAUUGCACACAUUGCCAAGGAUGAGGCUCCGUUGGUGGUGGAAACGACAAAGUCAUCACGUAUGACACUGAUGAACAUCCACCCGUUGAUUGCUGCCAGGUAUGUGGAAAAAGUGGGGGAAUGGCAGAUUGCCACUAAUGUAUCAUUUCAGAUUCCAAGGUUUGAGGAAGGCCAGAAUGUGGUCGAGAUCCUCCAGGAGAUGGUUAUGGCGAAAAUUCCAUUGGGCAUCUUUGAGAUUGUCCCCGGGGAAACGGACCAGGAGGAUACAGUCUCCCAAGUCGACCAGGACGAUCACCCGACACAACGCAUGGAUCAUGGGAGGCACUCCCCCUGGGCUUUCUCACCCUUGAUUGUCAAGAUGUCGGAGACAACACAACUUAGAACAGGAAUGACAUGGAGACCUUGGAUAACUGUGACAGCAGUUCCAUACAGUGUUCUAUCGGGUCCAACUAUCCCGGCGAAACUGGCGGCAGUGUCGGUUGCUCACCUCAUCUCCACAGGGAUGCUGGAUGGAGAUGAGGACCUAGAUGCAAGGGUAUACUCUAUUGAUUGGGAAAGAUUCUACAAAAGUGAUUGUUCGGAUUGUGAGUUGAAGCAGGAGAAUGAAGAUGAUGAGAAGGAAGACGUGGGGUUGGGCUUAGAUUUGGGAAAGGACAACAGUGAUAGUGAUGGACCGUACAAGAUAGAUGAUCCAGACGUAACGUCGCCCCUGGAGAAGGGACAAGACACGCCCAGACCCACUUCUGGUGACGAACCAGUGGGAAUGGACACGGGAUAGCUGCGAGGAUGGAGGAGCUCAUAAGAGUAGCGAAUAAGGGGGCGGAAUGGAAAGACUGGAAGUAUCAAGGGAUAGUUAUCCGAAGCUAGAACAUCAAUGGGUUGGGUAAUAUCGUAAACAAAGAAGACAAACUGAACGACUUAAUCAAAGGUCUGACAAUAC